AUGGCAAGUCCUUCCGAUACGAUCAUUAUUACCGACGACGAGGAACUACCAAGAACAGAGCCAGGUGGCUCACGAGCCCCUCGGAGGGCCCCACGCUGUGAUUACACUUACUCGGACUAUGAAAAAUUGUUCAAUGAAUCAAUUGAUGCGACCAGUACGAAUCCGCCACGCAAGCGUAGAAGAACCACAAUUGAUGGAACUUCUUCUAUCGUGGACAACGCUUUCAAGAAACUUAAACGUACAGUUGGCCAUGAGAUUGAGUUGUUACAAAUGGAAGUCGGAAUGCUUGGAAGUGAGCUUCGGGUGGAAAAAGAGAAGCGACAGAAGUUACAAGAGGAACUUUCUCAGCAGAGAAAACGAGCGCUAGAGUGCAUGAUCUGUUACACGCAGCCAGAUCGAUGGGUGACUCUUCUUUGUGGACAUUUGGUUUGCGAGUCAUGUGUAAAAGUUGUUGAGCCAACAAACAAAUGCCCUCUGUGCAGAGCAUCCUGUACGGGAUAUGUCAAGUGCUACCCAUUUGCCGGGUAA
Molecule: messenger RNA, 528 nt
Organism: Penicillium angulare
Lineage: Eukaryota; Fungi; Ascomycota; Eurotiomycetes; Eurotiales; Aspergillaceae
Exons: 2
Coding region: 1-528 (175 amino acids)
Source: RefSeq, a predicted model, not a curated record